CACAUGCAUAUGUAUAUUUAUAUAGCUAGUAUAGUCAAUCCUAUCCACAAAAAAAAUGUCCACCAUGAACAGGCAAGAUAUUGAGUCACCUCUCAUCAUCUCAAGACCUUCUCCUCCUACUCUGAAGCCAUGGUUUUUAUUAAAGGCAGCAUCAAUCACUUUUCUUCUACUCACUCUGGUGUUCUUACUCUCCUCCAGAACACCUCUUAGUUCAUCUCAAAGCCAACAACCAGUCCUCACCUCCCAUGGCCCUUCUCAAGGUGUCUCUGAGAAAUCCAUCAACCAAGAACUCAUCUCUAGUACACCCUUCCCAUGGACGGACUCCAUACUCCAAUGGCAACGCACCAGCUUCCAUUUCCAACCCCAGAAGAACUGGAUGAACGAUCCUGAUGCUCCAUUGUAUUACAAAGGAUGGUACCAUUUGUUCUAUCAAUACAACCCAGACUCGGCUGUCUGGGGGAACAUCACAUGGGGACACGCUGUCUCACGUGAUCUCAUCCACUGGCUUUACUUACCAGUCGCCAUGGUUCCUGACCACUGGUAUGAUGCAAAUGGAGUCUGGACUGGCUCAGCCACCUUUGUAUCCACCGACAAGCUUGUCGUCCUCUACACCGGCUCAACAACAAACUCAGUCCAAGUUCAAAACCUGGCAUUCCCAGCUAAUCUAAGUGACCCACUCUUAAUUGACUGGGUCAAGUCUGAGUCCAACCCAGUCCUAGUCCCACCACCCGGCAUUGGCCUCAAGGACUUCCGUGACCCUACCACGGCCUGGCUCGUCCAGUCCGACAUGUCCUGGCGAGUUGCGAUCGGAUCAAAGAACGACUCGAAUGAUCAUGCCGGCAUUGUUCUUGUCUACCGAACCAAGGACUUCUUAUCAUACGAGUUGUUGCCGGGGGUGAUGCAUCAAGUCAACGGGACAGGCAUGUGGGAGUGCGUUGACUUUUUCCCUGUGUCAACGACGGCAGAUGUUGGGUUGGACACGUCGACUCCGGCCGGUGAUGGAGUGAAGCACGUGGUGAAAGUGAGUUUGGAUGAUGAUAAGCAUGAUUACUAUGCGAUUGGAACGUAUGAUGCUGUGGAGGACACGUGGAGGCCGGAUGACAAGGAGAUGGAUGUUGGGAUUGGGUUACGGGUUGAUUACGGCAAGUAUUAUGCGUCCAAAAGUUUUUAUGAUGAGAAGAAGCAGAGGAGGGUUUUGUGGGGUUGGGUCGGUGAGACUGAUAGUGAGCUCACUGAUUUGCGAAAAGGUUGGGCGUCUGUACAGACCAUCCCUAGGACGGUGCUGUUUGAUUACAAGACGGGUAGCAACUUACUUCAAUGGCCAGUAGAAGAGGUGGAGAGUUUAAGGCUCACGUCCAAGAACUUCCAUGCAAUCAAGCUUCCCCCAGGUUCACUGGUGCCUCUCAACCUCACCAGUGCCACACAGUUGGACAUAUUAGCAGAAUUUGAUGUGGAGGAUUCUUCAUUGGUCGAAGCGAUUGAGGCUGAUGUGGGAUAUAAUUGUAGCACAAGUGGUGGAGCUGCCGGCAGAGGUGUUUUGGGGCCUUUUGGAUUGAUUGUUCUUGCAGAUGAGAAUUUGUCUGAGUUGACGUCUGUUUACUUUUACAUUGCAAAGGGUGUUGAUGGAGGGCUUUCAACCUUCUUCUGCCAAGAUGGAUUGAGAUCGUCUAAGGCUAAUGAUUUGGUGAAACGCGUGUAUGGAAGCACAGUGCCAGUGCUUGAAGGUGAAACCUUGUCUGUGAGAACACUGGUAGAUCACUCCAUAGUGGAGAGCUUUGCACAAGGAGGACGGACAUGUAUAACCUCGAGGAUAUACCCUACAGAAGCUAUCUAUGCUAAUUCUAGAAUCUUCCUUUUCAACAAUGCCACCCAUGCUAAAGUAACAACCAAAUCACUAGAGAUAUGGGACAUGGAGAAGGCAUGCAUCCACCCUUACCCUUCCAAUUAGUAAGACGUCACUUAUCCUUAUCACUCUUUGAGGUGGAUUAGUAACUUCGCGUGUUUUAUUACAUUUAAAAUUAAAGGCAGUUGGUGCAUUGUAUUGUGAUAUUUUGGCUCGAAUAAAUUGAAUGUAGUAUUUUCAUUUUUCUUUAA
Molecule: messenger RNA, 2094 nt
Organism: Dioscorea cayenensis subsp. rotundata (Guinea yam)
Lineage: Eukaryota; Viridiplantae; Streptophyta; Magnoliopsida; Dioscoreales; Dioscoreaceae
Product: beta-fructofuranosidase 1-like
Exons: 8
Coding region: 56-1948 (630 amino acids)
Biological process (GO): carbohydrate metabolic process
Molecular function (GO): hydrolase activity, hydrolyzing O-glycosyl compounds
Source: RefSeq, a predicted model, not a curated record